Xiphias gladius (swordfish) is the source of this 3471-nucleotide messenger RNA. It is a transcript of the gene ikzf2, whose product is annotated as IKAROS family zinc finger 2. Gene Ontology annotation, molecular function: DNA-binding transcription factor activity; RNA polymerase II cis-regulatory region sequence-specific DNA binding. The transcript has 9 exons. The coding region runs from base 239 to 1810 and encodes 523 amino acids. Gene Ontology annotation, biological process: regulation of transcription by RNA polymerase II. NCBI's taxonomy places the organism in Eukaryota, Metazoa, Chordata, Actinopteri, Istiophoriformes, Xiphiidae. The record is from RefSeq and is a predicted model, not a curated record.
CGGAACCAAACUACCUUUCAGUCCGCGGUGCACGACGCCUGUCGGGCUAGAAUGAAGUCUAUUCCGAGCCGAGGCAUUCAGUCUGGAUCAGUGUGCAAGUUCAUGGGAAUAUAUAAACUCCUACGUGUUUAAGGGAGGUGGAGACAACUUACCACCACCCCCCCCCUCCGUCCUUGACUGAAAUUACCAACUAAUUUUGCACAGGGGAGACACUUGAAGCACUCCCAAAGCACCUGAAAUGGAGGCUCCCGAUGGCUACUGUGCCAGUAACGGCCAGUGCUCUCCUGGUAAGGAGAACUCGAGAAUGUUGGCGGAUAUGUCAACACCCAAUGGACAGACAGUUCCUCAGGGUCCUAAUUCACCCAGUGAACUGACAAUUAAGCAAGAGGAAGAAACAGUGGAGGAAGGUGACAACAGAAGCACAGCACUUGAAGAAAUAAGCAAAACAGGGGAGGAAGGAGUAGUAUUGGAGGAAUCUAUGACUGGCAGCCCAAGCAACGUAUUGGAUGGAUUAUCUGGGCCAAAUGCAACAGCUGAUGCAGGAAGUCGACAAACAAAUGGUGACAGGCCGUUCCAGUGCAACCAGUGUGGUGUCUCAUUCACCCAGAAGGGAAACCUGCUGCGACACAUCAAGCUACACACAGGCGAAAAACCCUUCAAAUGCCCCUUCUGUAGCUAUGCCUGCCGGCGGCGCGAUGCUCUCACUGGUCAUUUGCGCACUCAUGCUGUUGGAAAACCACACAAGUGUAACUACUGUGGACGAAGUUACAAACAGCGGACAUCUCUGGAGGAACAUAAAGAGCGCUGCCAUAGUUACCUUCAAGGUAUUGGCUUGGAUCCGACCGCCAGCUCCAUUCCUUACACAGGUGAGGUUCCUAAAGAGCCAAGGCCCAUGGCAGAGGCCAACACCAUGGCUACUUUUGAUCGGCCGCCCGUUAUUGAAAGGCUGCAUAGCAACGUGGGCAAGAGGAAGAGCACCACACCUCAGAAAUUUGUGGGUGAAAAGCUGGUUCGCUACAGCUACCCUGAUAUAAGCUAUGAGAUGGGCCUUAAAUAUGAAAAGCAGGCUGAACUGAUGCCAGCCCACAUGAUGGACCAGGCCAUCAGUAAUGCCAUCACAUACUUGGGAUCGGACACCCUUCGGCCCAUGCUCCACCAUCCAGGUCCCCCUCUCUCUAUGGCCGAGAUGAUGCCCAUGGUCAACCCGCUCUUCCACCAUGUCUUGCCAAUGGGCCAACGAACAGAGCGUCCAGGAAGCUGUGACACACUGCCACCACAUCCAGCUCAGCCCCAUGACUUCCCCAGCCAUCCCACCUCAAAUGGCCCCACUGCUUUAACCAGGCAGGGCAAGCCACCCCAGUCAGGGCAAGAGGAAUCUCCCAACAACAGUGGAGCUGACUCUGCUGACUCAGCUCGCAGCAGCCCUCAGGAGCGGCUGGGCUACCAUGGGAGCAACCCCCCUCCCGGCCUAAGGUCUCGAGCAAGUCCGGCAGUGGUCUAUUCAGGUGAGAGGGUGACAGAAGCAUCACCAAGAAGUGGGGCGAGAAUGGGGACUGGACUAAUGCGAGUGGCCCCAGAGAGGCCUGUGAGCCAGGAAGGUGUGCGGGUAUUUGGACGAGAGGGCCAGGAGUUGCGAGCAUUCCAGUGCGAGCACUGUCGGGUGCUCUUCCUGGACCAUGUCAUGUACACCAUCCACAUGGGUUGCCAUGGCUACAGAGAUCCACUGGAGUGCAACAUCUGUGGUCACCGCAGCAAAGAUCGCUAUGAGUUCUCCUCUCACAUAGUCCGUGGCGAACACACUUUCCAGUAAGAGGAUGGGUAGGAUUAAGAGGAAGACAAAGAAGGGAAAGGAGCAAUAGCCUGAUAUCCAUCCUUAUCCCCAGAACUCUGACACUGCACAGUUGAAUGGCACUGUAGACAAGUGUAGCACAAUCAAAGACUUCUUUUUAAGCUACUUAUUGUGAAUCGGAACAGUUUAACAAUCAUAUGAAGGUAUGGGCCAAAGACACAUUUUCUACAUAUUUAAUUAAUAAUUAUAUGUAGUGGAAGGAAGAUACGUUUUUUUUUCUCCCAAAAUGUUCAUGAAUGUUGUAACAGAGCAGCUGUCAAACAACUUUGACUAGUUUUUCCUUUUAAUCUUAUCUGGAAGUCUCUCCUUUUGUCCUUUACCCUUCACCACCUUGUAGGCUCAAUGGGGUGGAUAUAAUAAUUAAAGUUUCAUUUUAACCAGAUCGAAAGUCAUCACUAACACCAGUGGCACAGAUGAAGCAUAGGAAGACUUCAGACAGUCUCUAAUUAAAAAAAAGAAUUAUAAUAAUGAUAAUUACUACAAUUCAUAGAUUCUUUCGUGAUAAUAGCAGUAUGUACUGGGUUGGAAUUCAUGUGUUCAAAAUCAUUCAGGUCAUGUAUGUUUAAGAUAUUAAAUGUAUUGAGACCAUUUAAAAUGCUUGCUAAAAAAAGACCCUACAAAGAGUCAUGGGAUUGCAAUGGCCCACUUUUUUCUUUCUUUUUUAUGUCAAAGACAUUGCUAAGGCCAAUAAUUCUCAAUGUUUUUCCUAUUAACAACGGUAUAAUGGUAUGGAUAUAUGUUGCUGUGUGUUCUAGCUGCAAGCAAUUUGGUGUCCAUUGGAUAUGAUUGCCAGUGGAGUUUGUGCCUGUACAUUACUACCUAGACUGUAGUAUUUAAAAAUAAACAGAAAUCAAAACUCCAGACUCUCCCGAUAAUGAAGACAACAACAUACCAUUUUUUGCAACUUUUAAUCCUGAUACUAUAAAUAUAAGUUAAGAGAACUUGGAGGCUUUAAAAAGAAUCUAUGAAGAGAAGUGUCAAUACAAGUAGCAAAUCAAUGUGUCAAGAAGCAAAAGCAAAAAGUAGUUUUACAAGUUUACAUCAAAAAUUUGUAAAUAAAUUAUGGCAAUUGUAAAUGUUUUUCUAUCCAAAAAAAAAAUACUACCAAAUGUAACUAAAUGUUACACAAUUUUAUUAGUGCAUAUUAUCUGUAAUUUAUAUCUAAUGUAUAAUCUAAUUUAUGAAGUUUUAGCUGAAGUGUAGAAAGGCUGGAUAGCUAGCUGAUACCAGAAAACUACAUUUUUAACAACCGUUUUGUAACAUUCAAAUGAUGUCUUCAUUGAUGAAUUUUUAAAAUAUCGACUGACAUUAUAUUGUUGUAUUAUAUUAGGUUAUAUUUCCUGCGAGAAUGAGUUGCUUAGCUUUUACUCACACCACCAAUGCUUUUCUGAUUCUCACUGGCUGGUAAAGCACUUUGUAACACUAGCACAGGAAAAAAAACAAAAAACAAAAAAAACAACUUUCAUGUGGUGGCUUGUAUAAUUUGUAAUAUUACAAGAAGUCCUGUCAAAAAUAGACAUCUAAAUAAAUUAGUUCAACCAAUUUUUGAAAAAUGUAACCCAUUUUAUAUUAGAUUAUUCUAUGAUAUUUUAAACACAUUGACUUAUACAUGAUGUGUUAUA